AUGGAUUCUUCUCAGGCUUUAGCUAUGUACUUUUCGUUUAUUAUUUUGAUUCUUAGUUUCUGGUCUUUCUCAUGUCCAGUGGGUGAGGAAGGUGCAGCCGAUAAUAUGAAUCUGAAUAAUGAAGGGAAAAUUAAGCAGAAGAAAAAUGAUAAGAAAAGUAGUGCCAAAAGCAUAGUAGAGUUCCAUACUGAGUCCGCUCGAACAUCUGAGAAUGAAGGUAUUUUUGAAGAGAAGAGGGAUCAUAAAAGGGGCAAAGAAAAAAAGCAGAUUAAGAAAAGUAAGGGAGCCGACGAUGUUGAGGCUGACAUGAAGAGUGGUUCUAGAAAAGGUGAAUUGAGUGUAGUAUCUGGUGAUGGUCGACUAAAGAUUGAUAAUGCUGAAAGGAAUGGGGAGAGAAAUCAAAGAGAGAAAAAGAAGGAUAAGAAUGAGAUAGUGGAGUCACAUGAUACUGACGAAGUAAAGAGGAACGAGAGUACUGAUUGGCAAGAGGGAGGACAUGUAUCUGGAAAAGUGAAUGGCAAAGAAGUUCUGAAAGAGAAGAUUAAGCAGAAAGUGAAAAGAAUUGACAGUGAGGUGGGAGAGAAAGAUGGAGAAGUGAUCCUAGAGCAUAGUGAGAGUCGCAUAGCCAGUGCCGCAGAUAUUAGGGAAGAUAUGAAGAAGGACAAGAAAAGGAGGAAGGAUGUCCAUUUUUCCAGGAAAAUGUGCUUAUGA
This is a messenger RNA of Salvia splendens (bonfire salvia), 711 nucleotides long. RefSeq names its product protein PXR1. The coding region runs from base 1 to 711 and encodes 236 amino acids. NCBI's taxonomy places the organism in Eukaryota, Viridiplantae, Streptophyta, Magnoliopsida, Lamiales, Lamiaceae. The record is from RefSeq and is a predicted model, not a curated record. The transcript is spliced from 2 exons.